Amphiprion ocellaris (clown anemonefish) is the source of this 1035-nucleotide messenger RNA. RefSeq names its product lens fiber membrane intrinsic protein-like. The transcript has 5 exons. Gene Ontology annotation, cellular component: plasma membrane. Bases 140 to 715 code for a protein of 191 amino acids. The record is from RefSeq and is a predicted model, not a curated record. Gene Ontology annotation, molecular function: structural constituent of eye lens. NCBI's taxonomy places the organism in Eukaryota, Metazoa, Chordata, Actinopteri, Pomacentridae.
GUGGAUUUAGGCUGGCAGAAUCAGAUAAACCCUCAUCACUGCUGAACAAACACCGGUGUGACAUGAGGAUUUGGAAAGAGAACAACAUUAUAAAGAAUAGCUUUUACACCUGUUCUGACUGACACUUCAACUAAUUGUGAUGUUUCCAGUAUCGAAGAGUUACUCUGCAGCUGCCCCCUUAUAUCAGCUCAAGAUGUACAGCUUCAUGGGAGGGGGCCUGUUCUGUGCCAUCGUGGGUAACAUCCUGUUAGUGGUCUCCACGGCCACAGACUACUGGAUGCAGUACCGUCUCUCUGGAAACUAUGCCCACCAGGGUCUCUGGAGGUACUGCAUGUCCAACAAGUGCUACAUGCAGACCGACAGCAUCGCCUACUGGAAUGCCACCAGAGCCUUCAUGAUCCUCUCAGGGAUGUCGUGCUUCGCCGGCAUCAUCGCUGGCAUCAUGUCCUUUUCACACUUUUCCUCCUUCGAAAGGUUCAACCGCUCCUUUGCAGCAGGAAUCAUGUUCUUUGUCUCCACUUUCUUUGUUCUGCUGGGUAUGGCCAUCUACACUGGGGUGACUGUCAACUUCUUGGGAAGGCGUUUUGGUGACUGGCGCUUCUCCUGGUCCUACAUACUGGGCUGGGUGGCUAUGCUCAUGACCUUCUUCGCAGGUAUUUUCUACAUAUGCGCCUACAGAAUGUGUGAAUGCAGGAGAGGAACUGGUCCACGCUAGAAGGAGACACACAGCUAGUUCAAGAAAAAACGGAGAACUCUUCUAUUUUGGAUAGAAGGCAAGCAGAACACAUGAAGGCAACUUUGGCUGAUCUACUGAAGAGAUGAUGUCUGGUGCCGAUACUGAAGGUCUCUGACAGUCUGCUAAAAUGUUUUUUAUUCAUUGCAACAGGGAUUAUUAUUAUUUGACGAAAAGUCACGAUAAUAGAACUGAAGAAAAUCAAAUUAAUAAAAGCAAUCUGUGUCUAAUGAUUGCAUGGGAAUAUUAGUAUUAUUUCAUCUUUUUUUCCUAUCAAUAUUCAAUAAAGCUGGUCCUCAGUG